AUGCAUCUGCGCAGCUGCCCGCGCUCUCUCCCGGGUGGAGGUUCUUUGGCAGCUUUAGUCUUCCACGUGCCUCAGAUGCCCUCGCCUUUCCUCCGCCCAGUGACAGCCGCGCCAGAAGAGCUGGGGCGGGAGGCGAAGGCGCAGAAGGAUCGGGUGACGGUAGAGCUCCCCCCGAGCUCGUUCCUGUCGGGCGAGACGAGUCUUCUGCCCUGGGAAUUCGCGAGCCGGCGAGACCGGACGCCGACGGCUGGGCUCGCGGCAAGCGACAGAGCGUUCCCAUUCGCUUCGUCUUCCUUCCUGACCUCGUCGCUUUCGUCUCUCGGCGCCUGCCCCCCGGCGUCUCCACUCCAUUCUUUUGCCUCCGAAACUGGUUUCGCGAGAGAGGGGGUCGACCCGGCCGGCUUGGCGCCGAGUCAGCCUGAGGGCUGGGGGGACCCCUUGAGCGGCGAGCGCGGCGCAGGAGCAAGCACUGCGCUUCGCAUGGUUAAAAAGUACGUGGGUCUGCGCUCGCCCGACGACCCGCGCGACUACCUGCUCGAUAUCCGCUGGCCUGACCAGAAGCCGGAGAUUGAACUGCUGGCGCGGAAGAUUGACAUGACUGCCUGCUUUUCGCCCGACGGCCAAGCGGAGCCAGUCACACUGCUUCAGGUCCUACCGGCGACGAUAGUUCAGUUUCUAGAAUACGGCAAAGCCGUCGUCUCGUAUGACAUGCCGAAGCGGCGGCGGCUCUUCGUGCGGCGCCCGACGCUCGGCAAGCUGCAGCGCGUCGGCGCGACGGGCUUCGAGACAGCCACGGUGACUGUCCGCCCCCCCAACGAGUUCAUUCUGGGUCAGAUUCUCGACGUUUCGUCUCUCAUGGGGGCAAAGCGCGUCCACGUCCGCGCGCUGAAAAAAGGCAAAGGUUUCCAAGGCACCGUGACCCGCUUCGGCUUCAACAGGGGACCGAUGACCCAUGGGUCGACGCACCACCGCGGCUCGGGCUCGGUCGGCGCCGGCACCGAUCCGGGGCGCGUGCUUCCAGGCACGCGCAUGCCAGGUCGCGAUAAAGCAAAGUACGCGACAGUCCGAAAUCUACGGGUGCUGGGCUUCAAUCCGAAGCAGAACCUCUUGGUCGUCCGCGGCAGCGUGCCUGGCUGGGACAUGCGCACCGUCGUCCGCGUGGUUUGGGAACGGUGGCGAGAGGACUGUCUAGACGACCGCUCUCGACUCAUCGAGAAGGAGCGCGAGGACAGGCUCCAGCUGGCGGGCGCCGUCAAGUCGAAGGGCGUCAAAUCGGUGAAGAACGCAGGCCCCAAGAAGGGAGGUGGCGGCGGGAAGAAAAAGAAGUGA
Molecule: messenger RNA, 1329 nt
Organism: Besnoitia besnoiti
Lineage: Eukaryota; Apicomplexa; Conoidasida; Eucoccidiorida; Sarcocystidae
Product: putative 50S ribosomal protein L3
Exons: 6
Coding region: 1-1329 (442 amino acids)
Biological process (GO): translation
Cellular component (GO): ribosome
Molecular function (GO): structural constituent of ribosome
Source: RefSeq, a predicted model, not a curated record